GUUCUCGAGUGAGGUUCCCGGAUGUGCUCGUCUUCAAAGGAAAUGGCGGUGCGGUGAACAUGUGUGGAUGCGAGCAAGACUGCCGGUCAACGCGUAAACCGCUGGAAAUCGUCUCUCAAACAUGAUACAAACCGUUAACAACACCUUUGGUCCGUAAUUACCUCUGAUGUUAGUUAGAAUUUGAUUUCAUUCCAUCCGAAAUGGGCUCGAAGGUGAAAGUGGCCGUACGCGUUCGGCCUCUGAAUCGUCGAGAAAUAGAUCUGGGAUCCAAGGUCGUCGUAGACAUGGAGGAAAAUCAGACAAUUCUGCUUCCUUCUAGAGGGAACGACAGAAAACAGGCCAAGAACUUUGCAUUUGAUCAUUGUUUCUGGUCAAUUGAUGCAGCCAAAACUAAAUUUGCAGCACAAGAUAAGGUCUAUGAGUGCUUGGGCUCAGACGUAUUGGAGAAUGCAUUUGAGGGAUACAAUGCCUGUAUAUUUGCAUAUGGCCAGACAGGCUCAGGUAAAACCUACACAAUGAUGGGUGCAGGUGAAGACAAGGGGAUUAUUCCACGACUUUGUGUCAAUCUCUUCAGAGGAAUUUCACAGAAUGACAACCAUGACAUAACAUAUAAAGUGGAAGUCUCAUACAUUGAAAUCUAUAACGAGAAAGUCAGGGAUUUGCUCUGUCCUAGAGGUGGAAGUGCAAGUUUAAGAGUAAGGGAGCAUAAAGUUAUGGGUCCCUAUGUAGAGGGGCUCACAAAACUUGUGGUAUCAUCUUUUGAAGACAUAGAGGCGAUCAUGAUGGAAGGAAACAAGUCAAGGACAGUAGCUGCCACACGAAUGAACACAGAAAGUAGCCGUUCUCAUGCUGUCUUUAACAUUCUCCUUGCUAGGACUGAAUAUGACCACCAGACAGAGUCCAUAGGUGAGAAAGUGAGCAAACUUAGCUUGGUUGAUCUGGCUGGCAGUGAGCGGGCAUGCAAGACAGGUGCCGAGGGUGACCGUCUUAAGGAGGGGAGUAACAUCAAUAGGUCCCUAGUCACCCUGGGCCAGGUCAUCUCAAGCCUUGCAGAACAGUCUGCCGGAAAGCAUGGCAAGAAGGGUGCCCACUUUGUGCCCUACCGAGACUCAGUGCUUACUUGGCUUCUGAAGGAUAACCUUGGUGGUAAUAGCAAGACGGUAAUGGUUGCGACCAUCAGUCCGUCUGCUGAUAAUUAUGAGGAAACUCUGUCAACUCUGCGAUACGCGGACAGAGCCAAGAAGAUCGUGAACCAUGCUGUGGUCAACGAAGAUCCGAAUGCCAGAAUUAUCCGCGAGCUACGAGAAGAGGUGGAAAGACUUAAACAUCUCCUACAGUCCAAGAUCGCUGGCUUUCCCAUACAAGAAGAGACGGGGGAGCUUGAAAUUCAGGAGAUGAUAUCUGAGAACGAGAACCUUAUGAAGGAAUGUACAAUGUCUUGGGAGCAGAAGGAAAAACAAACAGAGAAGAUACAGCAAGAGAGGCACAAGGCAUUAGAAGAUAUGGGCAUCUCCAUACAGUCAUCUGGAAUUGGCGUGGAAAAGAACAAGUUUUAUCUUGUGAACCUGAAUGCAGAUCCAGCCAUGAACGAGCUACUCGUCUACUACCUCAAGGAGCAUAGUAAGGUCGGACGCCUGGACGCUAAUCACACACCAGACAUUCAGCUAGGUGGGCUAGGGAUCCUACCAGAACACUGUGAGAUGGACAUAGAAGAGAAUGAAGUGUACCUAACGCCCAGUCCAAAUGCAAGAACAUUUGUAAAUGGACGUGAUGUCAAGGAACGCACUCUGUUGCGUCACGGGGACCGUAUUCUGUGGGGCAACAAUCAUUUCUUCCGUAUCAAUUGUCCUCGCCCUCCUGGCAGCAGCGAACAGCAACCGGAGCAACAAGUUGACUUCAUGUCCGCGCAACAGGAACUCAUGAUGCACGAAAUCGCGCAAGGUCCGUUACAGGAGUCCGUCCGAGCACUCGAAGAGCAGUACCAGGCAGACAAACAAGGCGCUCUUGAAAAACAAAGACUCAUGUACGAAGAGAAGAUUGAAGAACUUAAAAAAGAAGUCCAAAUGAGCCCGUUCGGAAGCCGACCACAAAUCGAUCGCACGUCGAGCCUGAGCUCGUUUAGUUCGGGUUAUGGUUCCCGGAUGUCGUGGUAUGAGGAUCGCGAGCUUAGCCAAUCACAGUACGACCCGAGACCCGAGCAGCGGCCACUCGUGCUAAAAGAGGAAGUGCUCAAAGCAAACACACUCGUACGCGAGGCCAACCAGCUCAGCGAAGAGAUGAAUAAAGACACCGAUUUUGCUGUCACAUUACAGAUUCCCACUUCCAGUUUAACUUUCGGAAAAAGUCGUUCUGGCUACAGCAGCGAAGUUGCCAUUGUAGUCAAACACAAAAGCAGAGGAACUCAAAUCUGGUCUCUGGAUAAGUUGUCAAACAAGAUUUAUGACAUGCGAGAGCUGUACAACCAGUGUAUAGAGGAAGGAGUACCAUUCAACGACAAGGUGGACGAUACUGACCUGUUCUUCGAAGUGGAGUGUCACACACUCAUCGGCGUCUGUAACGUGUUCUUGGAAUGCUUGCUACACGAUGUCAGUCACGAGUAUGCUGCACCAAUCAUUAGUCAGCAAGGAGAGGUUUGUGGUCGCUUGAAAGUAGAGGUUUCUCGUGUGACAGGUGAUGAUCAAAGCGAUAACGAGUCUGUUGGUUCAGACGCCGACGGACGCAUAAGUCCCGAAGAUCCAGACGAUCUACUCCCCGAAGACGACGAGGGACCGGAUCUCCUUGAAGAGCUCCCCCCUGGUUCCAUCAUGACCGUGGGGGUGAGGGUGAUCGAAGCAUUUGACCUCCCCCCGGCGCUAUGCAAUUACGUGUUUUGUCAGUACCAGCUGUGGAAGGAUGAAAACACCGUCGUGGUGCCUCCUAUUAACGCGAGCAUCUCACAUCCGGGACCCAAGACAAAUACAAUGAUCUUUGAAAACAAACAGAUGUUUGAUAUAGAAGUGACUGAGGAAUUCUUGGAAUACGCUUCUGAGGGCUCCCUCGCCAUCGAGGUCUGGGGUAAUCGCUGCCAGGCCUUCGACAACCACAACAAGGCGAACUGGAGUGUGAACAUAGACACGCCCCAGAAAGGUCUACAGGACAGGUGGUCCGAACUCGUCCGUAAGAUGGAAAUGCUGGUAGAAAUCCACGAAAUUAACGACCAAGGCGUGUACGCCCCGGUAGAGCUCCAGACGCGCGUGGCGAGUGAGUCGGGCGGCACCUUCCAGUUGCGCCAGGGUCACUCUCGCCGCCUCGUGGUGCGAGUCAGCCCCCUCGCUAGGUCCGGGGCGCUGCCCGUGGUGUGUAAUAUCAUCACCUCUGUUAGUGUGGGCAGCAUCUGUGUGAGGAAUAAGAAUCAGUCUGCGCUGGAUAGUUACCAGGAGAAAGAUCUGGCACUCAUGAGGGAAAAGUGGUCAAACUCACUCAUGAAGAGACGGGAAUACCUAGACGACCAGAUCCAUUCCUCCAUGAACAAUCCAGACAAGUCUGUGGUAGACAAGGAGCGAGAAAGCUGGCUUAUCGACCAAUGGGUGUGUCUGACAGAGGAACGGAAUGCAGUGCUCUGCCCUCUCCCCGGAUCCGGCAUACCUGGGGCACCCCCCACAGACGAGAAUAUCCGGCCGAAUGUUGAGUCACACAUUCCAGUUAUAUUCCUGGAUCUUAAUGACGAUUUCCGUAAUGGUCUGAAUGAGGACGCUGGCGCUGCUGGAGUUGACACAACUCUCUCUUUUGAGAACCCUGAUAACAUGGUGGAGCUGCCGAUCAUCAAAUACGACCAGAAACAGGUAUCUGCAACCACAUCUUGGGACUCCUCUAUCCAUGACUCCAUCUACAUGAAUCGCAUCACCAGCGCCAAUGAGCGCAUCUAUCUUAUUGUCAAGGCCGUGGUCCGUCUGUCGAGUCCGGUUGCCAUGGAACUGGUCCUCAGGAAGCGAAUCUGUGUCCGAAUCUACAAGAAACAGAGUUGGAAAGACAGCAUUCUACGGAAGAUCUCCAGGGAUGCUUUUUACAGCUGCGGGGUGUACUACGAGCUGGUCUCGCACAUCCCUCGGCAACCGGGCGAGGAGACGGAGGAACGUGCUAGUCUCGCUCAGAUGGCAGCACAAGCCAUGGGCGAGGAGGAGGAAGAUGAGACCGUAUUACGGCGCUACAGCAAAGGCAUCUCGAAUGUGGAGAGUCUACUGGCCAUAGAUAAGCUACGCCAGGAAGUUGUCGUCAAGGAGAAGCUCGCCGCCAUUGGCAAACCUUUGCGCAAGUUUGCUAGCACGCCUAACCUGGCCGCCGUGUCGGAUUUCUCUCUGGCAUCCAGCCCAGGCCGCUUUGAAUCACCUGAGUCCGCUCGUUACUGGGACUUAAAAGGUAUUGGUCGCAGCGAGUACCAUAUAGCCAACAGUCAAAGCUUCUCUGAAUCCCGAUCCAAUCGGAGCUCGGGUCGUGACGACCUUCUAAUCGAUUUCUCUUCGUUUGUGUCACCACCAAGUACUUCGUCUCCUGUACAACUUCGGGAUACUUCUGUUAAACGCAAUUCAUCGAAUUCUCGUCCGAGCUCUUUACUUCUUGAGCUUGAAACUCUUGACGAAGAUGUCCGAUCAUUAACUCCGAGUCCAAAAGCACAAACUCAGACGAACUUGUUCGACUUUAACGACAGUAGAUCGGCAGUGUCCGAAGGCACGAUCAGUCCAUCGCCCGACGAACUUCGAGAUAGAACAGCAAGUUCGGAUACGAUUACCUACGACGAGCCUCCCGCAACGCCUUACGACGACUUACCCACGCCAACACCCUUCGGGGCGAAGCCUUUAGUAGCCCCCACGCAGCCCGAAUCUAAAACCGAAUCCAAUAAUUGGGGGAAACCUCUUCUUAAGGCUCCAGAGCUUCUGUCAAGGAAAGAGCCAUCCAAGUUUAACGUUGGAAAAACAAAGAAAACAAACCUACUCGAUCUCCAAGCCGCGUUUACCGAAAAGAUGGACAUGUUCACCUUAGAUUCGCCUGAACCGGAAACUUCUGGGCCCUCGUUGAUCCCGGGGCAGAGCACCAAUAAGAAACCGAAGACAUUUGACGAUUUGUUCUCAAUAGAAAGUAUUAAGGCUGAAUUAGAAAAGUCAAAAGUCGAGCAGGAGGGAACUGGUACUGACUCUAGUGACUUGACGGACAUCUCCGGUUUAGUACCGGGGCUAAAGUCAGAGGAUUCUAAACACGACACGACAAUAGAGUCACCAUCUUCCGAUAUCUCGGCACUAUUGUUAGAUACCACAGCAAAUGGAGAAACUGACACUCAGACCUUUGAAACCGCUAUCGAUGCAGAAAAGGUAUUACGCACUGAUGUCACUUCCGGUUGCACAAAUGACAGCUCUGGUCGACAUGAGCAGAAAGAACUGGAUGAUGAUUUGACAGCUGCCAUUUGUGAGAAACCGGAAAUAACCGGAACACCGGAAAUGUCCUCAACCCCGAAAGUAACGACUUCACCGGAAGUGUCAUCCACACCGGAGGUAUCUUUUGUACCAGAUGUUCUAUCCACACAACAAGAAAGGUCUACACCGGAAGUGCCAUUGACACCGGAAGUGCCAUCAACGCAACAAGCGACGUCUACACCGGAAGUAACAUCCACAUCGGAAGAAACCACUGCUCCAGAUUUGUCACCCAAGCAAGAAGCAACACCCACACCGGAAACGACAUUCAUAUCGAAAGUAACCUCUGCACCGGAAAUAUCUUACACACAUGAGGCAGCGCCUACACCGGAAACGCCACUCACAAGCCAAUCAGAACAGCUUUCCGCAAAUCAAGACGGUUCAUCCGCUGAUCGUCUUUACGCCGCGAGCGAGGGUAGCGAGGGAAUGUUUGGGUCACGUGACGACCUAUCAUCACUUGGCAGCCGUGAUGACCUUGAGGACUGGGACGAGUCUAACUUAGCAGGGCUGAGCGUUGGCAUGGCAAUUGAAGUUGGGAAGGGCAAGACUGGCGUGAUUCGCUUUAUCGGGGCGACCGAGUUCUCGCCGGGGCCCUGGGUAGGAGUAGAGCUCGACAAGGCUGGAGGUAAAAAUGACGGAUCAGUUUCCGGAGUCCGUUAUUUCGCGUGCAAGCCAAGGUUCGGUUCGUUCGUACGACCCGACAAAGUCAAGAUAAUCACGAACAGUGCCCGAGAGCGGUCGACUUCUCGUCGGUCCGGGUCACGUGAUAUUCCGACUCGGAGCUCUUCAAUUCGCGGCCUGGAGAGAACCGAAAGCUCGUCUCGGAGUUCGCUCGGUAAGGCUUCGACGAAGACGAGAACUGACAGUCCGUCUCGUGGCGCCAGGAAAAGCGAAGGAGGAGCGAGUGCACCCGCGGGUCGUGGUCCUAGUCCCGCCACAGGAAGCCCGGUUGUAAAGAGAGAAAACUCAGGUGCAAAUCGCAAGAAGAAUGAAUGGAAGAGAAGAUCGAAUAUUUUAUUUUGAAUUAAAAAUAGGUUGUAGAUAAGAGAAUUCAAGAAAUCCAAAUGGUUCCAAGUACAUUUUUACUAAAUUAAGCGGAAUUUGAUAUUUAAGACGUCAAGUUUGUCAUUAACUGCUCAAAGACCCUCUGAUCGAUUUGCGUGACACUAAUGCGUGACGCUGUUGUUUAUAAUUUUAGUUUGAAUAUUGAGACCUCUUAUCAUUUUGGAUGAUUUUGACUAUCCAUGCAUUAUUUGAAUACUUCCAGGCUGUCUAAUUCUAAUAGACCGUUUUCACGAUGUUGCGUGCGCAUCCAAAAUAUCACAGACUGGCGGACCACCGCUGAUAUAAAAUGUUGUACGAAGUGGAAUUUACAGACGAAGCUAUAGAUAAUGCUGUCAAAGUGCUAUAGUCAAACUAGCGCUAGAGUCAAAUACCUCUUCGCUCGCAUUUUGGAUCACCUAUGGCCCGCCAGUCGUGGCAUGCGCGCGCAACAUCGUGAAAACGGUCUAUUAAGGUUGGUUCUCACUAGGACGCAAGCGUAAGCGCAAACGGAAGCGCAACACAAGUGAAAAUCGGUCAAACACAAGCGCAAACGCAAGAAAAUCAAGCAGUUGCGUUCUCUUGCGCUUCCGCUUGCGCUUAUGUUCUAGCGAGAAUCUGAAAACUACGUGCGUUCCGCUUACGCUUUACAAGGUGAUUCAGGUGGACCCAGGCGUGUAGACAGCGCCCAAAAGAGUAAGCAUUACUAGUCAAAUAGUGCGGAUGCUGUCUAGACACUAUGUGGGAGGUACUAUAAGGUAGAUCAACAGCAUUACCUUUGUCUUGUGUCCACUUGAAGGUAGCUUCUUUAGCAUAGGCGUUAUUGCACAGCGCCUUGGUGGUCUUUUUUUUGCUCUAGAUAAUUAUGUCUCGCGCAAGUUGGUCACAUGGUCUUUUUAUUCCACUUUUAUCCGAAGGCGUAUCGUUUUUCGCGAUUUGUGCUUUAGCGAUUCACUUUCUUUAGAAUGUUCAGUUAUAGGAUUCAUUAAUGAGCCUAAAUAUUGAGAAAAUGAUGCGAAUUCGUUGGAUUCAUGAGGAAAUCAAACAAAUGUACUUUUGGGCAGAAUUAUAAUUUUGAUAUUAUUGAGGCUCUAAGCCAGAAAAAUUAAUGCCUGCAAUGGGAAUUCGGGAGGGAGAGAUAGAGGCUAAACAUCGGAAAGGGGUAGGGUUGGGUAAGGAGUCCUUUAUUAUUUUUAGGCAUGGGAUACCUGUGUUCUCCUCAGGUGUGUAAGCCUAGUUAAAAAAAGGGAAAAUUACCCAAUGAAUUUUAUUACGUUGUUUUUUAGUUAUAUUUUCAUUCCACUUUUAAUUGUUUUAGCAAAGAGCGUUUUUUUUACUCGAGAUAUUGCGUGACGUCUUACCAUCCUUUGUUACGUAAUAUUGAGCGUUAUUAAAGCUAAUACCGUGACGCUGAAACACAUGGGCUAGUGAUACAAACAGGCCUUCUGUGUGAAUUUUUUUAUUUUAAUUCAACAAGCCAGCAUUUACAAGAUAUUAUAUUUGUCCCAGUAUCUUAGAACUCUUAAAAUUCUAAUGAUUCAUAGUAUUGUUAUACCUUUAUAAACAAAUAAAUUCAGAUGUCAUGUUCUCUCGUACCGAA
Molecule: messenger RNA, 8082 nt
Organism: Nematostella vectensis (starlet sea anemone)
Lineage: Eukaryota; Metazoa; Cnidaria; Anthozoa; Actiniaria; Edwardsiidae
Product: kinesin-like protein KIF13B
Exons: 38
Coding region: 201-6464 (2087 amino acids)
Biological process (GO): microtubule-based movement; cytoskeleton-dependent intracellular transport
Cellular component (GO): microtubule; kinesin complex
Molecular function (GO): microtubule binding; ATP binding; ATP hydrolysis activity
Source: RefSeq, a predicted model, not a curated record